Molecule: messenger RNA, 1593 nt
Organism: Rubroshorea leprosula
Lineage: Eukaryota; Viridiplantae; Streptophyta; Magnoliopsida; Malvales; Dipterocarpaceae
Source: the annotation of a GenBank genome assembly
AGGGGAGGUGAGAUUGCUAAAACAAACUCCAAAUCUUUUUUUAAUCCACCAUUGAUAUAUAGAGACACAGAUAAACAGAAAGAAGUUCGCUUUCUGGGUUCAUCGGGAAAAAUAGUGGAUGGCAAUUAAGAAGAAGAUAGAGGAGAAGCAGAAGGGAGCAGUGCAACUGGGUAAAUACGAGAUUGGGAGGACUCUGCUAGGGGAAGGAAAUUUCGGGAAGGUGAAAUUGGCCACGCACGUCGAUUCUGGGUUGCAGUUCGCCGUUAAAGUUUUUGAAAAGAACAAAAUCGUCAGCCCCAAGAUCAACGAACAGAUAAUCAGAGAGAUCGCCACCUUGAAACUCCUCAAACAUCCAAACGUGAUUCGAUUACAUGAGGUUUUGGCAAGCAAAACCAAGAUUUACAUGGUGCUAGAGUAUGUACCUGGAGGGGAUUUGUUUGACAGAAUUGCAAACCGUGGAAAACUCUCUGAAACUCAAGGGAGGAAGCUUUUCCAGCAGCUGAUUGAUGGUGUGAAUUACUGUCAUCAAAAAGGGGUUUUCCACCGCGAUCUUAAGCUUGAGAACCUUCUUGUUGAUGCAAAGGGAAACAUAAAGAUAUCUGAUUUCGGCCUCAGUGCAUUGCCUCAACAUGUUAGGGAGGAUGGGUUACUUCAUACAACCUGUGGCAGUCCUAAUUAUGUUGCCCCAGAGAUUAUUGCUAAUAGAGGGUACCAGGGUUCCACUCCAGAUAUAUGGUCCUGUGGUGUCAUUUUGUAUGUUAUCCUUACAGGAUUUCUCCCUUUCGAUGAUAGAAAUAUGGUGGUUCUAUAUCAGAAGAUAUUCAAAGGAGAUACUCAAAUUCCUAAAUGGAUAUCACCGGAAGCUCAGAACUUGAUAAGAAAGAUUCUUGAUCCAAAUCCUGAUACUAGAAUAACAAUGGUGGGUAUCAAGGAAGAUGCUUGGUUCAAGCAAGAUUAUACUCCCACAGUUCCAGAUGAUGAAGAGGAAGAUAAAUACAUUGAUGAUGAAGCCUUCUCAAUGAGUGAACCGCCAUCUUCUGCACCCAAGUGUCCAGAAUCACCUACCCUCAUCAACGCUUUUCAGUUGAUCGGAAUGUCCUCGUGUCUGGACCUCUCUGGUUUCUUUGAGAACGAGGGUGUGUCUGAAAGGAAGAUCAGAUUUACCUCCAAUCAUUCAGCAAAAGAUUUGCUCGCAAGGAUCGAAGAUACUGUGACAGAAAUGGGAUUUAGAGUCCAAAAGAAAAAUGGAAAGUUGAAAGCAACACAAGAACACAGAGGUCAGAGAUGUUUGGGCAGUCUUUCAGUAGCAGUCGAGGUAUUUGAGAUUAGUUCAUCCUUGUAUGUAGUUGAAUUAAGAAAAUCAUAUGGUGAUUCUUCGACCUAUAGACAGUUGUGUAAAAAGCUAUCUAGUGAUUUAGGCAUUCCUCAGAGCCAAGAACUGCUGUCAACGGAGCUUGAAAACAACAUUGAAGGAGAUAUGAGGCUGCACGUACGUGAAACUGAAUUUUCCUAGUUAUAAUGUAAUUGUUGAAAAUUUUUCAAUUUUUUCCCUGGUUAUAAUUGAUUAAAUAUAAAUAAAAUAUAGUUGAAAGU